UCCGGUCCGACACACUCACACACACACACACACACACAAAUAUGCUUCAGUCAAACCAGAGCUGUAGCUCAUGCAGGUCGGUUGGAUUUCUGUCUGUUGUCCGUGUCCUUGUUGUGUUUGACUGACAGCGUGAGGUCUUGAUGAUCCUUUAUCCAGGCAUGAGUCUGCUGGGCAGUUUUUCCUGGCUCCUGAUAUUUUUGUGUGCAGACGCUCUUACCUCAGAGGGAGCGACUGCUGGGGUAGGGGGCGUGGCCUCGGAGAUGUGUCAUCAUUCGUGCGAGGACUUGAUGACAGUGCUCACUGAGCUGCAUGGGCUCCGAGCCCUCACCAGCAGCCUGCUUAAGGACCUGGGGAGAGCAACGGAGGAGAACGAGGAGAUCCGCAUCUCUCUGCAGGAGCUGGGGAACAGCAGCAGUCCGGGCAGCAGGCAGGAGGAGGAGUCUGAGUGUGUGCAGGACGGCCGCGUGUAUCCGGAGGACGAUGACUGGGAGCUGGACAGCUGCACGACCUGUAGCUGUCAGGAAGGGGAGGUGGUGUGCAGACAGGUGUCCUGCCCUGCCGUGUCAUGUUCAAGCCUCUCCUUUACUGAGGGCGAGUGCUGCCCCCAGUGUUCAGCUAAAGGCAGUGAAGAUGGCUGGUCCCCGUGGUCGGAGUGGACACAAUGUUCUGUCACUUGUGGGCGUGGAGCGCAACAAAGGGGACGUUCCUGCGAUGAUGUCAUCACGUCCUGCUCCGGGCCCUCCCUUCAGACACGCAGCUGCUCCCUGGUAAAGUGUGACCGCAAAGUGCGUGUGGACGGGGGCUGGGGACUGUGGUCUCCGUGGUCGGCGUGUUCCCUGACGUGUGGCGAGGGGAACAUCACGCGUGUGCGCCUCUGCAACGCCCCUCCUCCUCAGCGAGGGGGCCAAGACUGCGUCGGUGAAACCAAAGAGAUGCAGCCGUGCAACAACACACCUUGCCCCAUUGCCGGAGGCUGGGUUUCCUGGUCGUCGUGGACAGAAUGCUCGGUGUCGUGUGGGGGCGGACUGUCGAGCCGCCAGCGAGAGUGUUCCAACCCCAGCCCCCAGCACAGGGGCAGGAAGUGUGUUGGAGACUCGGUGGACUACGCAGCCUGCAACAGAGACGCCUGUCCUAUCGACAGCUGUCUAUCCAGGCCAUGCUUCCCAGGGGUGGACUGCGGCACCCACAGCGAUGGAUCGUGGGAGUGUGGACCUUGUCCGCUGGGUUACCAUGGAAACGGUUCGUUCUGCGAGGACGUGAAUGAGUGUGACGUCGAGGGUGUGUGUGUGACGGAGUGUGUGAACACUGAGCCGGGGUUCCACUGUCAACCCUGCCCGCCUCGCUACCGAGGAUCACAGCCAUACGGCCUCGGACUACACGCUGCCAAGACCUCCAAACAGAUGUGUGAGCCCUACAACCCUUGCAAAGACAAUACACACAAGUGCCACAAGCAUGCCAGGUGUGUGUACCUGGGCCUGUCCUCACAGCCCGUGUACCGCUGUGUGUGCGCUGUGGGUUUUGCCGGAGACGGCUUCCUAUGUGGCGAAGAUUCCGACCUGGACGGAUGGCCCAAUCACAUCUUGACAUGUCAUCUGAAUGCUACGUACCACUGCCAGGAGGAUAACUGUCCCAUCAUGCCAAACUCGGGGCAGGAAGACCGUGAUAAGGAUGGCUACGGGGAUGCCUGUGACCCUGAUGAUGACAAUGAUGACAUAAUUGAUGAAAGGGACAACUGUCCACUGGUGUACAACCCUCGGCAGUUUGACUCAGACAGGGAUGGGGUGGGGGACCGCUGUGAUAACUGCCCCUUCGAACCCAACCCCCUGCAGACAGACACGGACGCCAACGGAGAGGGGGACGCCUGCAGCAUAGACAUGGAUGGAGACGAGAUGCUGAAUGGGCACGACAACUGUCCUCUGGUGUACAACACAGACCAGAAGGACACUGAUCUGGACGGAGUGGGAGACCAGUGUGAUAACUGUCCCCUAAUCCACAACCCCUCACAGACUGACUCUGACAGCGACCUGGUCGGUGACAAGUGUGAUUACAACGAUGACAUUGACGAGGACGGCCAUCAGAAUUCUCUAGACAACUGCCCAUACAUCGCCAAUAGCAACCAGGUCGACCAUGACAAAGACGGAAAGGGCGAUGCCUGUGACCAUGACGAUGACAAUGACGGUAUCCCUGACGACCGUGACAACUGCAGACUGGUGCCGAACCCAGACCAGCUAGACGUGGAUGGGGAUUGUCGCGGAGAUGCCUGCCAGGAUGACUUUGACAACGACAGCAUCCCAGACGCUCUGGACCCGUGUCCUGAGAACAGUGACAUUGGAGCCACCGAUUUCAGAAAGUUUCAGUCGGUGCUGUUGGACCCCCGGGGCACGGCCCAGUCAGACCCGCUCUGGGUGAUCCGUAGUGAGGGGACAGAACUGCUGCAGACUGCCAACUCAGACCCUGGCAUUGCCCUCAGCUUUGAUAAGUUCAACGCGGUAGACUUCAGUGCAACGUUCUACGUGAACACAGACAGAGAUGAUGAUUACGCAGGGUUGGUGUUUGCCUACCAGUCCAGCAGACGCUUCUACGUGGUGAUGUGGAAACAGCUGUCUCAGGCCUACUGGGAGAAGAAGCCUUCUCGUGCCUUCGGCUCCGCUGGCGUCUCCAUCAAGGUGGUCAACUCCAACUCCGGCCCAGGCAGGGGCCUUCGCAAUGCCCUGUGGCAUACUGGCAACACCCGCCAUCAGGUCCGUACACUAUGGCAUGACUCCAACAACAUUGGCUGGAGGGACUACACAGCUUACCGCCUGCACCUCAUCCACAGGCCAAAGACUGGCUUCAUCCGGGUGGUGGUGUAUGAUGGCAGGGACAUCAUGGUAGACUCUGGCCCAGUGUAUGACCUCACGCUGGCUGGAGGCCGACUGGGGCUGUUUGUAUUCUCUCAAGAACACGUCCUCUUCUCAGACCUCAGAUAUGAGUGUCGAGAUAACUGAGCUCUUCAGUGGAAGCCCUAUCUGAUGACAACAAAGGGAACACCUGCUUGUGGUUGUUACUAAACAUAUACAUUCUUCAGUAAAGGUGCAUUGCAAUGUUUUAUACAUCAUUUCUUGGAAGAGCCAGGUCUGUAUGAUUAUUAUGCGCGUUCAAUUUAUCAUGAAGCUUUUCAGAAUUUUGUAAAACUGUGUAUAUUUACAAAGCUAUGUUUGCUUUGCAGAAGAAAAAUUUGUAAAUACUUAUUUAUUUAACAAUUUCUUUUGUAACAGUGUUACAAUACUCUACAUCUAUCUGAUCAUUGUAGUUCACACAAUAAAUAACAUUUUAGA
Osmerus eperlanus (European smelt) is the source of this 3317-nucleotide messenger RNA. Its product is annotated as thrombospondin-2-like. Gene Ontology annotation, biological process: negative regulation of angiogenesis; cell adhesion. Gene Ontology annotation, cellular component: extracellular region. Gene Ontology annotation, molecular function: protein binding; calcium ion binding. The record is from RefSeq and is a predicted model, not a curated record. The coding region runs from base 141 to 2987 and encodes 948 amino acids. The transcript is spliced from 21 exons. Lineage: Eukaryota; Metazoa; Chordata; Actinopteri; Osmeriformes; Osmeridae.